Messenger RNA from Anopheles stephensi (Asian malaria mosquito), 6002 nucleotides. RefSeq names its product casein kinase I-like. The transcript has 3 exons. Gene Ontology annotation, molecular function: protein serine/threonine kinase activity; ATP binding. Bases 2590 to 3585 code for a protein of 331 amino acids. Gene Ontology annotation, biological process: negative regulation of canonical Wnt signaling pathway; peptidyl-serine phosphorylation; signal transduction. Gene Ontology annotation, cellular component: nucleus; cytoplasm. The record is from RefSeq and is a predicted model, not a curated record. NCBI's taxonomy places the organism in Eukaryota, Metazoa, Arthropoda, Insecta, Diptera, Culicidae.
AAAAGUAUAAUUUUUCUCGGCACAUUUCACAUCUAUUCAUCUUGUACAGUUAUCGCAAGCCUUGUCAAGAAAGUUUUUGUUCGCGUUUUUUCCACGCCAUAAAGCCAAGUGACAUUUCGUCGCUACCAUAAAGGUGUGCCUGCGAAGCAAAAGGAAAAAGUGUACGAAAUUCCUUCGAACCACCGCAUUCGACGAAUUUCAAGCUAAUCGAAGUUUUGUAGGGUCGCCAUAUUGACACUUCGCCAAUGUGGGCAUUCGUCGUUUGAUUUUCCGUGCUGGAUGUGCUAGUUGGUCGGGCUGUCCUGUUAUCUGUUUUCUGGGUGCUGGUGAAUCAUGAACAGUUGAAUAAUGAGUUGUUUCAGUGUCCGCUAAUGCGCCAGUGUGUCCGUUAAUUUCACUUUAGCUCCGGAAACCGAGCUAGCCGUGUCGCUCAAGGGUGGCAGCCAUUGCAAGCGAAUAGCCGUACCUUACUACUGCUGCUGUUGCUGCUGCUGCUGCUGCUCCUGCUGCUGCUCGUAUUUUCCGUUCGUUGGCGACGAGUGUUGGUGAGGUGACACAGGAAAUAGAUCGAACAGUGGCCAAACGAACAAACGGGAAAGAGGGCUUAUUAGUUUGAAAAGCAGCCAGAAGCCAUAUUCCUCGGCCCAGUCACAGUGCACACGUCGCCUGUGUUUUGUAUUGUUAAAAGUAAGUUUAACCCAUGUUUCUAUGAAGAAAUGACCACCGCCAUACCAGACGGCGGAAGGAUGAAGAAAAUCAUCGACUGCUUUUGGGAACAGGCUUGUCAAACACUAGGUUUACGAGCCAGUAGCGAGUAGGUUGUUCGGGUUGGCUCUCGCCAAGCGUGCCAGUCCCGUUGAGCAGGGUGUUCUAACACAAAGUUGCCAAUACGUCAAUCGCAUGGUAUGUGCACCGUUCAGAGUCAGCUAGCUGGAAACUCCAGUGAUCUUCGGAUGCCACUUUUUCUAGCUUCCUUGACAGGAACACUUGAGACGCUUAGCGCAAAUGUGUCUUCCGUAAUGUUCCGUAGCGCACAGUGCAGCAUUGUUGUAACGUUCGCACAUGCGAAAGAUUCGAACAAAUUAAUACAUUUGUUGGUGACAGAAGUGAAAAGAUAGUAUGAAGCGGCAAAGUGUUGAACGUGUUAAAAGAUUAGAAAAGUUACAAUAAAUCCAAACAAAAUAAUAAUUCCUUCGAUUUUUGUUUUGCUGUUGAGUGAAAAUUUAAUCUAGCUCACUUUACUUAAAUUACCUGAUAUAUGUUAAAACUAGUUGUGUUCAAAGCUACUACGCAUACCUAGGAUGAACAAUUUUGACAUCCAGUGGCAAUUCAAGCACACUUGUGAGAAAAUUUUAAAACCAAAUUUUGUUCCAACCCCGUUCUGAGAUUUGAAGAUGUAAAAUAGUUGUGGAUUACAUUUGCGCACGGUUUGAAAAAUUAAUUUCUCAAAUUCAGAAUUUAAUCCAUCGAUUAAUACACGGUGAAUUUGUAUCGCAAAUCCAACUAACUUCACUUGCAACAGCAUCAAAGGCAAUGCACACAAAAAAUUCGCAUCUUCUACAUCUGGCGGGGUGUUUGACAGCCCCGACAUGAAGAAGCACCACAUUACAAAGAAAACUGCUGCAGCGAGAGAGCUGUCUGUGCGAGUAGAUGUUGUGACAUCGACGACCUCAUAUCCCGACCCAGUGUAUGCGUGUGCCUGUGUGUAGCGGUGUAAGUGUAUGCUAGAACACGUUUGACCCGAUUGUCAUGGUAGCUCGGGCAGCAGUGUGUAAAACAUUAAACUUCGAAUCGGUGCGUUUUGCUUGCUCACGAGUAACAUUUUUCUGUGCACUUCCUAUUAAAACUAAGCUAGGCAAAUCACGUUAAGUGAAAAAAAAGUCGAAACAUUCAACCCCUUUUACACGCGGGGUACAGCGAUCCAUCUAUUGCGCUCUAUUGGUCUUCGAACGGUGUACACGUUUAGAGUGUGUGCGUGUGAGUGGAACGUAUUUAGUUCGAUCGUGUACGCGGGACUGUGUGAGUUGGCCUGGUGUGCGUGUGGUUUAGUGUAGAUAGUGUGUGGUAUGAGAGAAAAUGGCAACGCUGCUGCUGUGACUGUGGAGCGAGUGACAAAUUUUGGUGAAAAUUAUUUCUUAAAAAUGUGUUGUUAAGCGACUUGUGGGUCGUUGGACGAGCGUAGAACAGUUUGGCCGCAAGUCAUCCUUCUGCAGCAUCAGCACUGUAUAUCUCAAGGAUAUAGCAGCGGUUCGUGCGGAGCUACACCACCAAUCAAACAGUUAACAGUCACAAUAGUCGAAUCACCAUUCUAAGAUACACCAAGGGUAGAUCGUCUGCCAAGGGAUCGAGAAAACCCACCCAGCAGCAAUCAAAUCCGGCAUCAAUCCAAAACAAUCAAGUGUAACCCGAGGCUACGAGCGGCUGCUGCUGCUGCUACCUUCAUUCUAUUGCUUCACAGCACCUACUCUUGAUAAUUCCCUUCCCUCCGCGCAUCUCAAAUCCUUUCCCACCUUCCUCUACAUCCGAGUAGAGAGAGAGAGAGAGCAUCACUUACAAAACAGGAAACGGCACGGAAACCAAGACGCGAAAAUGAAUGAUUUCAUCGUGGCCGGCAAGUAUCGCAUCAUCCGCAAGAUCGGAUCGGGCUCGUUCGGCGAUAUCUAUCUCGGCAUCAACAUCACCAAUGGCGAGGAGGUAGCGCUGAAGGUGGAGAGCAUAUUGGCCCGCCAUCCGCAGCUGACCUACGAGUACAAACUGUACAAAGUGCUGACCGGCGGUGUCGGCAUACCGCACAUCCGGUACUUCGGCCAGGAGCGCAGCUACCACGUACUGGUGAUGGAUCUGCUCGGCCCGUCGCUGGAGGAUUUGUUCAACUUCUGCAGCCGGCACUUCACGAUCAAAACCGUGCUGAUGCUGGUGGACCAGAUGAUCGGGCGGCUCGAGUACCUGCACAUGAAGAACUUCAUCCACCGCGACAUCAAGCCGGACAACUUUCUGAUGGGUAUCGGGCGGCACUGCAACAAGCUGUUCCUGAUCGAUUUCGGGCUGGCGAAGAAGUACCGUGACUUCCGUUCCCGCAUUCACAUCUCGUACCGGGAGGACAAAAAUCUGACCGGUACCGCACGUUACGCGUCGAUCAAUGCGCAUCUCGGGAUCGAGCAGAGCCGCCGCGACGAUAUGGAAUCGCUCGGGUACGUGAUGAUGUACUUCAACCGGGGCUCGCUACCGUGGCAGGGGCUGAAGGCGACCAACAAGAAGCAGAAGUAUGAGAAGAUCUCGGAGAAAAAGAUGUCCACCCCGAUCGAGGUGCUGUGCAAGGGCUUUCCGGCGGAGUUUGCGAUGUACUUGAACUACUGUCGCAGUUUGCGCUUUGAGGAAGGACCGGACUACAUGUAUCUGCGGCAGCUGUUCAGAAUUCUGUUCCGUACCCUUAACCAUCAGUACGACUACACCUUCGAUUGGACAAUAAUGAAGCAACGGGCGAUGCAGCAGGGCAGCAACAAUCCGCCCACCGUUACGUGCGGCGAAAACAAGCGAGAGGAGCGGCGUGAUAAAGAUAAACUGUCCAGCGAUACGGAUGAAUAGGACGGGGGUGCGUUUGGGAAUGAUGUGAGCACGAUACGGCAUCACCAUCUCAUCAUUUAAACGCUGUUGCGCCUCGCAACCUGUAUAGUGGGGAGGUGUGAUGUGCAGAAUGCGUUUCUUGUUUUCCUAAUCCGUGAAAAAGACGUGCAUGCAUAAUGCGGUGGUAGGUGGCGAGAAGCGAGAAGAAUGGGGGCGUUAUAGGGGGAGAUGCGCAAACGUGGUGAAUAUUGGUAAGGUGGACGCGCGUAAUAGUAACAGAAAUGAGAGCAGAAAGCAAGAGGAGGAAGAAGAAGCAACAACAAAAAAGAGAGAGAGAGAGAGAGAAAGGUUAGUUUAUACGAAAGCAAACUCGUUAGGUAAGGUGUCACAACUAGCGUUUAGAACAGUUAAAUUACUUCCCCCCAAUCCCCCCCCACCCACCCCUUCCCCCAAAAACCCUAGGGUACGUAAUCAAUCCCUGUUUUUUUUUGUUUUUUUGUGCUAAAAACAUUGUGCGUGUAGGGUGAAUAGGCGAGUGAGUGAGCGAGCGCUGAGAAAAAGUAGCAGAAGGAAAACGAACGAGGCAAGAAAAAUGCAACCCGCCCAACAUCCAUACAUACACAAGAACGGUCAGCGCAGGAGGUCGGUUUGGAUAGAGGAAGGGGGACGGUUCAUUUGUCUGGUGAUUGCUGCUUGCUAUAGCUGCUACCAAGCUUUGUUGGAAGGAUUUGGAACUUGCUAGGACAGAGCAUCCACCAAGUGUGGACAUACACACACACACACACACACACAUACACACGGGAAAAACACAACACAACUUCACACAGCGUAUACCGCCCCCCCAGCCCCCCACCCACCCCCCGUAAAAGUUAGACAAGAACGAUCUUGUUUUGCAUAUUAGAAGUUAAAGUUAAAUCGGCAGAAAUCUGCAUCACGAGCCCUUCUAGCAUCUCGCAGGUUCUGUGCGCGCCAAGGAAAAAAGGGGGAUCUUGUUUAUUGAUUUAUUAAUUUUUUUUUGUUGCUGCUCAAAUUGUGUAUGGUGUGAGUAAGCUGUCAGGCGCAAGCUCUGGUGAAGCAGUGUUCGUAAAAAUGCUUUACGCGAACCGAUUUACUGCACAAUAUUUAUUUUUUUCCUUUUUUUGCGUGAUUUGCUAGAAUUUUUUUUUUGUAUACAUAUUUAUGCGCUGAUUGUAAGAUUGUAUGGCAAAAUGUUUGCAGAGAGAGAGAGAGAGAAAAAAAAGUGUAACUGCAGGAGGAAACAAUUAUAUUAGGGAAUUAACAAAACAACAAAAUAGGAGGAAAACAGCCACACGAUCUAAAAUCUAGUAGCAAAAAAAAAAAAAAAAACGAUGGUACGCAGGCAAACAGUCGUACGAGAACGCUUUCUUUUUUAAUUUAAACUCAGACGUGUGUGCCAAGGAAUCGUCUGUUUCCUAACGUCUGACGUCUGUGUCCUAACGGCUGACGUCUUGUUUAGGAUGGUUAGUAAAUUUAUUUAUUAUAAUAUUUUUUUUGUUCGCCUCGAUUCCUGGCCAGCAGUAAUUUUUGUUGGGAUGCAAUUGCUACCUGCUGCUGCUGCUGCUCCUAUUGUGCAUGGAAGCUGGACAGGACGGUGACAGGGGAUAAACAAAACCGUCGUUCGACAUAAACCCCGAACCGAGCUAGUGGAACCGUAAUUGUGUGUGUGUAUGUUAGGGCUACGGAUAAAGAUAUUCUGCAUUAGCAUUUAGACAGGCGAAUGAAUGAUUAUAAAACAAAACAACAACAAAAAAAAAACGAAAAACAAUUUCGGUACUCCCGGAAGCAAAGCAAUGGUCUUUCAAAUCUUAUGCAGUUUUUUUCUUCAGUUUUCUCCUUUUUUUUUCUUUUGCUUUGUUCGAUUGUUCAAAACCGGGCCGCGGGGGGGUUUUAGUCACCAAAAAGUGUAACGUUUCGUUUGGUACGUGUACCUGGAUGUUGGAUGUUGAAACACACGGACUGCGGGCUUUUGGUGAGGAUUUGUAAGGUUAUGCGAACCGCCAGAUGCCGUCAGGUGUCAGGCCCAACCCACGCAUUCUGCUAGUGAUCUCGAUUAGCUCGCCAAGCUUUGUAAUCCGUGCGUUCUCAGGGGAGAAAGCAAACAACAAACACAAGCAUAACGUUGGAGCGCUUCUGUACGAUACAUCGUGGUGGUAUCGUGGUUCGUCCAGCCUUAACACCAUAGCACCGGAGUACCGGAUGGCAGGUUCGAUAGCAGGCCGUGCGCGCGGAACAGACUGUCCCCACACGGUUGGUCGGUUAGUUGCUAGUGGACUGCGUUCGUUCUUUUUGUUUUAUUUUAACCCGGACAGAUGACCAUUUUUUUCGCUACUAGUAGUAGUGCUAUUACCUGCAAAACAAAAUGGCAGACGAACAAACAGUCUUUCCUUUGUACUGAACCUUCGGCUCCUCACAUCCCC